GUCUUCAUUUAUAAUUACAUUUACAUUUUUCGCAAGAUCAUUAUCUACAUUUAGAAAGCGACAUCUGAAUAGCGUCAGUAAAUUGUUUCAUUCAAUCCGGUAUAAUUUGAUUUGAAAUUUGGCUUGUCAAUUGGAUUGCACAGAAGAAAGCAGUAUGGGAAAUUUAGUGUAUGGCAUAAAGGCUACUUCAAAGGUAACGCCGCAGCCAAUGCCUGAAGUAAAGCAAUACUUUUACGAACAAGACGUCAUAACCUACAACCACACACUAAAGAUAAACGAGCUGGAGGAGGAGGUGAAGUUCUUGAAAAAUCAAAAUCUGUUCCUCGAACAUGUGCUGAAAGAGAACGGUAUCGAAGUGGUGCCCGGUACUAAAGCCGAAUUCAACGACCCUGCAUUCCGCAACGAGGAAUAUCGUCUGUUGUUGCACGAGUACAGUAUCCUGGAGCAACGUAUGGCUGCAGUCAUCAUUGAAAAUAUAUGUUUGAAGAAAAAAAUUAUGGAACAACGACAGCAGGAUGAAAAUUGCAAGGAAGUUAUACAGGAAUGAUUGAUUUACCUUUACUACUAUAUUUUUUAUUUAUUACUGCUCUAUGACACUUCACUAAUUUAUAUUAACAUUAUUAUUAUCACUAUUAUUUACACAUAUGUUUAUUUAUUUCAUUUAAUAAAUGAAUGCUUCUAA
Molecule: messenger RNA, 682 nt
Organism: Aethina tumida (small hive beetle)
Lineage: Eukaryota; Metazoa; Arthropoda; Insecta; Coleoptera; Nitidulidae
Exons: 2
Coding region: 155-547 (130 amino acids)
Source: RefSeq, a predicted model, not a curated record